Molecule: messenger RNA, 1725 nt
Organism: Drosophila elegans
Lineage: Eukaryota; Metazoa; Arthropoda; Insecta; Diptera; Drosophilidae
Gene: Aduk
Product: serine/threonine-protein kinase ULK3
Exons: 7
Coding region: 137-1714 (525 amino acids)
Biological process (GO): peptidyl-serine phosphorylation; autophagy; autophagosome organization
Cellular component (GO): autophagosome; cytoplasm
Molecular function (GO): protein serine/threonine kinase activity; ATP binding
Source: RefSeq, a predicted model, not a curated record
AUGCUUUAAAAACAUCGUUGACAUCGGUUGACAUCGAUGUUGGCAUCGUAGUUUCUCCACCACUACAGCGAAGGUCUAAAACAACAAAUGAAAAACAUAAACAUUUAGAAUAUAUAAAAUAUCAGAACUAAAUGACAUGUCACUGCCGAGGAUCACGGAUUUCGAAAUACUCGAAAAACUGGGAGCGGGCAGCUAUGCGACCGUCUAUAAAGCGCGGCACAAAAAACAGCGGUCUUAUCAUGCGAUUAAGUACGUGGAAAUGUCGACGCUGUCGCAAACCUCGCGGGAAAACCUUAUCACGGAAAUACGCCUCCUAAGGGAUCUGAAACACAAGUACAUUGUGACCCUGCAGGAUUUCUUCUGGGACGACAAAAACAUAUACAUCGUAUUGGAGUAUUGCAAUGCCGGAAAUUUGUCCGCUUUUAUACGCACCAAGAAGGCUUUGCCGGAGAGCACCUGCCGGUACUUUCUGCGCCAGUUGGCGGCAGCUGUCCAGUAUAUGCGAGCCAACGAUGUGUCCCACUUCGACCUUAAGCCGCAGAACCUGCUGCUCACCCGAGGAGCAAACAAUGUGUCCCUGAAGGUGGCGGACUUUGGAUUCGCUCAGCACUUGAAGCUGGGCGAGAUCAACCAGCAGCUGAAGGGUUCUCCCCUCUAUAUGGCCCCGGAAAUUGUGCGCAAGCAUCAGUACGAUGCCAAGGCGGAUCUCUGGAGCAUUGGGGUGAUCCUGUACGAAUGCCUGUUCGGCAAAGCGCCAUACAGUUCGCGAACCAUUGAGGAACUGUUGCUGAAGAUCAAGAGGGCCGAGGCAAUUACACUGCCACCAAAUGCUCGCAUUUCGAACGAGUGUCACGAUCUCUUGCGCCGCCUUUUGGCCCAUGAGCCCAUGGCGCGCAUUUCGUUUGCGGACUUCUUUGCGCACCCAUUCCUCGAUCUCAAAACAUUUCCCACGGAGCAUACCCUGCAAAAGGCCAUCGAUUUGGUCACUCAGGCCUGCUCAUACGAUGAGAAACGCAACUACAAGGAGGCUUACUAUCUGUACUGCAGUGCACUGCAAUAUUUUGUGCCGCUGAUCACGGAGGAGGCGGACGCAACCAAGAGGCUGGCACUGCGCAAUCGUGCCUUGUCCUAUACGAAACGCGCCGAGGAGAUCAAGAAUUGCAUAAUCGAGGACGAGUACAGAAUGCUGGCCGAGCGACAACGUCUUCAGGCGUCUUCAACGUCAACUGCCACAGCUAACCAAACCACAGAGCCUUCUCCAGCUGCCGAGGCUGCCGAUUCGCAGCCCAGCAGCUCGCGGGUUGCAGAGAUGCUAGAACCAGAUGCCCGCUAUAAACAGCUUUUUGCCCUCUCGCAUACAAGUCCGUCCCUGAAGACUGGCCUGGAGAUCGGACGGAAGGGCGAGCUUUAUCUUUACGAGCGUAAGCUGGACGCGGCACUGGAGUCGUAUACCUCAGCGUUGGGCAUUUUAGUGCCAUUUGUGAACAAUGAACCAAAGGGUGAGCGACGAAAUCUGCUGCUGCAACAGCUGGAGUUCUGGAUAAAGGAGGCGGAAAGCAUCAAGAGUAUUUUGAGCGCCAAGCAUAUGGAUGAGGAGGAGCAGAAGCUCUCCACGCGCACCUCAAUGAGAACCAUCACAUUCCCGGGCUGGUCAAGUCCCCCGCUUUUGUAUUUCAUUCUGUUCAUUGUGUUUAAUUUGAUUAAAAUUGUUUAAAGAUUACCGGA